UUCAAUCUGGUUGAAAAAAAAAAGAUUUUCGGGAUACCACCAAACUAAGAUACCCGACAGACUUGUGUUGUAACUGAGAAAAAAAGGCCCAUCAGUAAUUGAACCCAUUGACUUGACUCGGGUCGGACUCAUCUCACUUCCACUUCACACAUACACACCGCACGCCACCGUCAUCAACCAUUCUCAUUCCGUCGUCACCUCCCUCCUGUAACUUUUAGGGUUUCUCCACGAGCACGGGAGUGAGGGUAGAAGAAGGAGCACAGUUCAGUAGCAAAGAACAUUCAAGUAGAAAAAUGUUAUACAUAAUUGGAUUAGGGUUAGGCGACGAGAAAGACAUCACACUGAAAGGCUUAGAAGCAAUUCAAAAAUGCGACAAGGUUUACAUGGAAGCAUACACUUCUCUUCUCUCCUUCGGUCUCUCCUCAAACGGUCUCUCCAAUCUCGAAAAGCUUUACGGUAAACCCAUUAUUCUUGCUGACAGAGAAAUGGUUGAAGAAAAAGCUAACGAUUUUUUAUCUCAAGCUCAGCUUUCUCAUGUUGCUUUUCUCGUUGUUGGCGAUCCUUUCGGGGCUACAACUCAUACUGAUCUUGUUGUUCGAGCAAAGGAGAUGGGGGUUGAGGUUAAAAUUGUGCAUAAUGCGUCUGUUAUGAAUGCUAUUGGGGUUUGUGGUUUGCAGUUGUAUCGAUAUGGGGAAACCGUUUCGAUACCGUUCUUUACGGAGACAUGGAGACCUGAUAGCUUCUAUGAAAAGAUUCAACAAAAUCGAAAUUUGGGACUUCAUACACUUUGCUUGUUAGAUAUUCGGGUGAAGGAGCCUACAUUGGAAUCUUUGUGCAGAGGAAAAAAAGCCUAUGAGCCACCCAGAUAUAUGACAAUCAACACAGCCAUUGAGCAAUUAUUGGAGAUUGCACAAGCACGUGAAGAUUCCACCUACACAGAAGAUACUGAGUGUGUUGGGCUUGCUCGGAUUGGAAGUGAAGAUCAGAUGGUAGUAGCUGGUACAAUGAAGCAGUUACAGUUGAUUGAUUUCGGAGCGCCUUUGCAUUGCCUUGUCAUAACAGGCAAGACCCAUCCUUUGGAGGAAGAAAUGCUGAAUUUCUAUCGAUGCAGGACGUAGUCACAACAUCAAGACAUAUGACCAUUUAAUCCAGCAAAAUGGUUUUUGUUGAAAGGGCCCCAAAAUCGUCCAUUCUGUUUUCAAGGGACUCCUUUUUGGUAUAUUCAUUACUAUCAUAUCAUCGACACAGGUUGCUUCGUGCCCUGUCAGAGGAGAAGCUAAAUUUAAGUUUGUACUGUUUCUGGAAAAUGUAAGAAUGGGUUUGUAAUUUAAUCUUUUGCUAAAUCCCUUUAUGGGAUCAUUGUUACUUCAAAGGAUAUUUUCCGGAUUGAAUAACAUUAUUGACAAAUAACGCUAGAAAUCUAGCUGCCAUUACAUGAUUUUUUGGUUUGGCUGGAAAUGAAAUUUCAAAUGUUUGGAUA
Messenger RNA from Vicia villosa (hairy vetch), 1480 nucleotides. RefSeq names its product probable diphthine methyl ester synthase. Gene Ontology annotation, biological process: protein histidyl modification to diphthamide. The record is from RefSeq and is a predicted model, not a curated record. NCBI's taxonomy places the organism in Eukaryota, Viridiplantae, Streptophyta, Magnoliopsida, Fabales, Fabaceae. The transcript is spliced from 5 exons. Gene Ontology annotation, molecular function: diphthine synthase activity. Bases 294 to 1118 code for a protein of 274 amino acids.